Molecule: messenger RNA, 4229 nt
Organism: Metopolophium dirhodum (rose-grain aphid)
Lineage: Eukaryota; Metazoa; Arthropoda; Insecta; Hemiptera; Aphididae
Product: angiogenic factor with G patch and FHA domains 1
Exons: 11
Coding region: 375-2333 (652 amino acids)
Molecular function (GO): protein binding; nucleic acid binding
Source: RefSeq, a predicted model, not a curated record
AGUCAAAGAGCAUGGACUUUUUCUCCGCGCUUUGGUCUGUGCUUGAAACAAUUUUUCUUUUCGCUCCCGUGUAACGUGUUCGUUAAUUUAUUUUAUUGUGCAAAGAAAAAUGUAAACAGUGUAAAAUAUUACACUGUGACUGUGUAAACGAUAAUUUUUUUUUUUCAACUACCGACAGUAAUAUUGCACGUUUUUAAAACGGCAUUCCGCAAAACCCUUUCACUAUUAUUUCAUAUCGAAGUCGUCUGGAGGUUGCCGUUUCCGAGCAAUCCGUUUGAUAUGUGAAUCGCACGAGUCCAUCAUAAUAAUAUUAUAUCAACUUGUCCCACCCUGUGUCCAUAUACCGGCAUUAUAUAGAUACCGCCCGAAUCGUGAUGGAAGAUGUGGAAGUUCCGUUUAAAGAUCUUCUUGAACAUAAACAUCCGGAAGUUUACGAGUAUUUAAAAAAUGCUGUGCGAAUGCUUCAGCGUCAACAAAAUUUGUUGACCAAGAUAAAGAACAGCAAUCCGAUCGACUUCAAGAAAUCAAACAUUAAAUCCGAAGGCUCUGACCAAAAUGCUGAAAUAGUUAACAGCACCAAAAGCAUUAAAAAAGACGAAGAAGAAGUUAAAAAUCUAUCAAUUAAAAAUCAUGAUAGUGUAGCAGAUAGUAUUGAAAAAUUGGAAAAUGUUAAAAAAUCUGAAAAUCUAGAAGUCGAUAACCCAGAAAAAACAGAAUCUGAAAUUAAAGAAGAAGGAGAAUGUAGUGAAGACGAAGAAAAAUCUAAAGAUUCAAAACAAGUCAAUCAGUAUAGUUUGGGAGAAAGCCGUUUUAUAUUAGAAGAAACUACUGGAAUGUAUUAUGACCAAGUGACUGGCUAUUAUUAUAAUUUAGAUAAUGGAUUAUUUUAUGACGGAAACCAAGGGUGUUAUUAUUACUUUGAUGUAAUAGCACAAAAAUAUAGAUUACAUUCCCAGGUUCAUUCAGAUACACCUCAAUUAACUUCUAAUGAGCUCAAUGUAAAGAAACAAAAACAUACCCAAGACAUACCUGAAAGUAUUAGUGAGGUUAGUGAUUCAGAGAAUUCUGAAGAUAGUGGUAAUUUGAUUAUUAAAGAAGACACAGAAGAAGAUACUGAAGCAAAUGAAAAAGAAAUUAAAGAUACUAUUACAAAAACUAUUGAAAAUAAACCUAAUGAAUCUCAAGAAGUGAAAGAAGAAUUAAGUGUUGAAAACAAGGCCAUUAAAGAUGAUAAGGAAGAACUCAAACCCGAAGAUUGCCCUUGUCCACCUUCUACUUGUGAAAUUUUAGACAAGCGUUAUUUGAAUUUGUUGCAAUAUACAAAGUUAUUGCCGGCGCCUAAGAACAUAGUUCACAAAUUAACACCUGAUGGGAGUAAAGCAAAACAAUAUGCACAAAUAAGAAAUUGGUACACAGUCAAGCAUCAAGUAACUGCAAUUGAAUCAGAAAUUAUUCAGUAUGAUAAUCUAGUUUGGGAUCGAAUUGAACAAUACCUGUGUCAAAAUAAGAGGGAUGAUAAAAAUUCCAAUUGGAAAUCAUACAAAGAAGUUAAAGCUCACCUUUCUGAUACACAAACCAAAUUGAUUAAAUCAAAAGUUAUUGGAUGGCCUCCAUGUAUACGUAUUAUAAUAACAGAAUCCAAAGCAUGUAAUUCAUUGGUUGGUAAACUAUUUUUAAUUACAUGUCCUGGUGGAACAAUAGGGCGUUCAACCAACAGAGAUGUAGUAGUACCUGACGAUAAUGUUAGCAAGUUACAUGCUGAAAUAUCAUUUAUUGGUAAUGUAAACAAAGUUGGGAGAGGUCAUUAUAUUGUUAAAGAUAAAGGUAGUACAAAUGGCACAUUUUUGGAUGGUAAAAAAUUAACAAAGCACUCGUCUUCAAGUGAACCUCGUCAUUUAGUCCAUGGCAGUGAACUAACUGUUGGUGACACCAAAUUUUUGUGUCAUAUUCAUGAUGGGAUGGAAACGUGUAAUUUGUGUGAACCUGGUAUACAAGCUCCUCCACCAGAAGAAAGUGUUAAAAAUGUUGUACCUCCAAAACGUAAAUUUGAUGAUGAACUAAAAAGUUUAAAAGAAAAAUAUGGAUUGCUUGGCUGUGAACCACCAGAUGCUGUAUUACCAAAGGGAUAUAAAGAUAGAGCUGAUAAAAGAAGAAAAACAGUUGGAUCUCAAAAUGCAAAUGAGAAAACCGAAGUAGCUUGUGUAACACAACCAAUUCCUACAAAAAACAAAGGUUUCAAAUUAUUAGAAAAUAUGGGUUGGACACCUGGAAAAUCUUUGGGAUCUAGUAAUUCUGGAAUUAAAGAACCUGUAAUCAAUGUUGUAAACUCGUAAAUGCACACAAUAAUUAGUUUUUUUUUUCACUAUCUACACUCUUACUAUAGUCAAUAAUGAUUUUUCAAAACAUAUAUCAUACACUGGAAAAUAAUUGAAUUCAUGCAUAGACCAACUGCUUGCCUUUCAAACAAUUCUUAGUGGAAAAUAAAUGAGUCUCCAAGAGUAAAGUGGUGCAAGUAGUAAACAACAAUUUAGAUUUGUUAUAAUAUAUGAAUAAAAAGAUAAUUAAUAUGAAACUAAAUAAUGUACAUGUUACACCGCUAGUAGAUUUUAUUCAUUGAAAAUUUGAAAUAUUAUUUUAGUUAACAGUCAAAAUACAAAAAAAAAAAUUGAUUUUAAAUUAAAAUUUUCUUUGAUUUAUUAGUUGAUCUAAAUAAUGCCUAGUCAAUCCCAAUGAUAUCAUAACUUCUUUCAACUUUGAACUACUUUUAUUAGUUAUGGUUUAUAAAUACUGGUCAUUUGCAAGGCUUUGCACCUGUUUAGCCCGUAAAGCCAAAACCCUUAAAAAGCCCUUAAAAAUGAUCAAAACCGUAAACCCACAUAACCCGAUUGAUUUUGAUGACAUAUAACCCGAUUCACCCAAAACCGAAUACGUGUGUGUUUGUUUUGGCAGAAUUUUGAAGUGGGCACCUAACCCGUAGGUAUCUGCCAUGCCCGGUUGGGGGAUGGCGGCCUAUCUCACUGGACACCGUGACUGCCCGAAGAAAAAUGCCACCCGUGGCCGAGUUCGAACCGGCAGCGGUGUGCGUCACUACCGACGCCAUAGUCCGCUCGGCCAGUCCGUCCCCCAUAUUUAAUAUUAUAAAAUAUUAAAUUAAAUUAUAUUACGUGUUUCACUACUGUAUUUUACAUGAGUACUGAAAAGUUGAUUGUAUAACUUUAUACUUUGCUUAAUAAAAUUUAACACUGCGCGCAACAAUUUAUGUAUCACUCAAUUUUAAAUAACCCAUAACCCGAAUAAUUAUAUUGGCUAAACAAAACCCAUAUUCUUUAAUAUGAAGAAAACCUAAAACCACAACCUCUAUUUUUCUUUGAAGCGCGUGAAACCAUAACCCAAAUAAAUCAUUUGGGUGCAAAGCCUUGGUCAUUUGUGUACUUUCCUGAUGAAAUUGGCCAUCAGGCAUUGUUAUUAUUGUGUAGGAUAAUAUGUUAACACUGACUGAUUUUAAUAUUUUACGGUGACAUAUAGUAGUACCUAUAUAGCGAACAUAUAAAUUUGCAUAGUUGUAAUACCUAAAUUAUAUUCUAUUAUUAAUACGUAUUAGAGACAAUGGUAAUGAAUAUUGUAUAUCCAGAAGUUGUAAACACUAUUUAAGAUGCUAAAUCUAUCUUGAAUGUGGUCUAUGGUCUAGACUCGCAGAAAUGUUUCUCAUAUAAAAUAUUCAUCUUCAGUACAUUUGCAAUUAGUUAUGUAUAGAAUGCUUUUGUUCACUACUUAAGCAAACAUUUAUGCACAAUACCCUUCAUCCAUUUCCAGUUUCUCAGUAAACUUCUUUAUUAUAAUAACUAUUUUACUAUUAUAAAUAGUAAAGUAAAACACACAUGCACAUGUCUAAAUGACCAGCUUAUUUAUUUGACUGAUUAAACUAUGUACCUAGAGUGUUGAGAUUAUGAAUUUUGACUAUUAACACCCAUGUCUAAUUGUAAAAUAAGUUAUCAAAUUAAGAACAAAAUAUUAAAUUCAUAAUAAUAUGAAUUACUAUACUAUAUGUUCCUAAAUAGAAAAAAAAAUAAAACCAAAAGUUAUUUUAUAUUAAUUUUAUAAUUAUUAUAUAAUUUUUGUAUUGUGUUGCAUUUUAAAUACAAGUUUAAAUACAAAGUAUAAAUAGCUUCAUUAUUUAUGUAUUUUAUAGGGCAAGCUUUGGAAGUUAAUAUUAGUAGUUUGUCUUGAUG